CAGGGUUGGAGUUCAGUUGCCCCGGGCAGGACUUGCUUGCUUGCAGGGACACAGGAAUAACUGCUGCACACGACAGUGAUACAUUGCAGUUCAUUCUCCCCAUGGAAGAAAUUGAAGCCAGAGAAGCCUGCGACUGGCUGAGAGCUGCUGGUUUUCCCCAGUAUGCCCAGCUAUUUGAAGAUAUGCAGUUUCCUAUUGAUGUAAAAACUGUGAGGAAAGAUCAUGAAUUUUUAGAUGGAGAUGCGAUUGAAUCACUAUUCAGAAGAUUGAACACAUUGAACAAGUAUGCAUCAAUGAAAGUGGAAAUAAGCUGUCAGAGGAAACAGAGUGAUGAUUCCGAAGAAGAUGAACCCUGUGCAAUAAGUAACAAAUGGGCUUAUGAGAGGUGCAGUCAGAGAUGGUCUCGUAUCGAGAGCCUAGAAGGUUUCCCAGGAGAGGAAGGUGCUAGUGCAUCAGUCCCAGGCAGCCCAAUACUGAAGAGCAGCAGCAAUGAGGCUACUGUCUUUCUGGAUCAUGGCGAGAAACAUGAUGUAUCCUCAAUUCACAGUACUAGCAGUGGUGACAGUGAUGUUGUUAGCUUCCCAAAACCUUUUGAAGAUGUGGAAAACAGCACGAGUUCCCCAAGGUGUUCCUCAAUUAAGGUGCCUUCACCAGACUCUACUUUUAGUUGCUCUCCUCCCCCCAGUGAUUUUUUAAAUACCACCACUGAGGAGAAGCUUUUUGAUAAAUCACCAUAUAAAAAGAGGAAGAGCCUUCUAAAGAAAAUGGAGAAGUUGCACUUAAGGAGCUGCAACUUAAGGAGUGGUCAGCCAAAGGCCAAACCCAUAAUAAGUGAACCUGUUCUUCUGGAAGGACUUAAUGAAGAAAAGAUGAAGAUGCUGAACUGUAUAAAUAUUUCUGACCUCUCUGGUGUCCAAACAAAGAACAUUUCUUCCUUUUCUCCCCAGAGUUGCAAUAGCAGCAAUCAGUCUGAAAAUAGCAGCACAGUGAGCGCUCCAAGUCCAGUUAUAAAACCACAAAGCCACUGUGAAGGAAGGGGGGUGUAUGCAGAGGACUUGGAUUCUAACAAGCUCUUGCUGUGGAAUGACCUCUCUCAGCCAAAUCUAAAAAAUGACAUGAAGUUACGAGUGAACCAGAUGUUUGAAAUACCACAAGGCCAUAAACCUGGCACUUUCCCUAAAGCACUUACAAACUGUUCCCUGUCUCCAAUAGACAACUCUUCCAUCAACUGGCGGACUGGGAGUUUUCAUGGGUGCAGAAGGAGCCAGAGCAGAAGCAAUUCCAAGGACUCCAAAGGCCCCAGGAACCCCCUUUCAUGCACAGAUAACAGGCUAAGUGUAUAUGACAACAUGCCCAAUGUUGAACUUGAUCAGCUGGAGGCAAUAGAAGUUGGUGAUGAUGAUGUUUUUACAGAAAUGAACAAUGUUAUAGAAGAUGUCAAUGGUCUCAAAAAGUUGGUUGAGCAGUGGACAGAGAAGUUCUCAGAUGAUGGGGAUUCAGACUUUGCCAGUGACUUGACCUCUUUGUAUCCAUCCCCACCUAAAGAAAUCUGUCUUGAAACAGAGGGCUCAACAGCAAACCUCCCAACCCCUAAGGGAGAGAGCAGCUGUGAACUAGGCAAGGAGUUCACUUCUGCAGACCUGGCAUACACGACAGACUCUAAAAAGACCAACAGGCAGGGGAAGCAACAUGGAUCUGUGGAAGAGAACGUGAACUUGGAAAGCCUUUCCAUCCAGACUGAUAGCCAGUCAGCUGCCCAGCUAGCCCGGACACAAAAGCUGGCUUUGUUGAAACUCACUGCUUUGAUGGACAGAUACUCCCCUUCCAGUAAGCAGGGCUGGAACUGGACUAUACCAAAGUUCAUUAAAAAAACAAAAGCCUCUGACUACAAGGACAAAAAUGUCUUUGGGGUUCCUUUGCUUCUGAAUGUUCAGCGAACAAGCCAUCCACUGCCUAACGGCAUACUGCAAGCACUGGACUAUCUAAGAAGCCACUUUCUUGACCAGGUUGGCCUGUUCCGAAAAUCCGGUGUCAAAUCCAGGAUUCUGUCUUUAAGAGAAAUGAAUGAAACCAACCCAAACAACGUAUGUUAUGAAGGGCAGUCAGCGUUUGAUGUGGCUGAUAUGGUGAAGCAGUAUUUCCGAGACCUUCCUGAGCCUAUAUUUACUAGCAGGCUCUGUGAAUCCUUCCUCCACAUCUACCAAUAUGUGCCAAAGGAUCAGCAGUUUCAGGCUGUCCAGGCUGCUAUUCUCCUUCUCCCAAAGGAAAACCGAGAAGCUUUGAAAAUCCUCCUGUUCUUUCUACGAGAUGUGGUUGCAUUUGUUGAGGAAAACCAGAUGACCCCAACCAACAUUGCUGUCUGUCUUGCACCUUCUUUGUUUCACCUGAACACCCUGAGACGGGAUAGUUCCUCCUCCUCCACUAGAGCUAGUCAGAGGAAGUGCAGCUUGGGGAAGCCAGAUCAGAGGGAGCUGAGUGAGAAUCUGGCAGCAACGCAGGGCUUGGCCCACAUGAUAAUGGAGUGCAACAGACUCUUCCAGUUACCUGACUGUUGCCUUGAUCAGGUCACUAAUGACUUCCAUGAGACAAGCAUCCUAAGCACCAGGGCCUUGCACUGCUGGGCUGGGAUGAGACUGCCUGGCUCCCUUGAGAGCUCUGGGCUUUGCUGAGAGAUGCCAGAAGAUGACAUCAAAAGCUGUGUGAUCUGCUCAGGGAACAGCUACAUCCUCUGCACAGGCUUAAUCCCCAAGAUGUCAAAUCCUUUGGCCAUGACGGUGGCAGUGGCUUCGCACAGCAGCAGCCUCCACAUGUUCACCUUCACGAUCUGGCCUGCAAAACACCAAGGGAGGAGCUGGAGCACCUGCUCAGAACAGCUAAUGCUGUCUUCCCGAGGGGAAGCCCAUCUGCCCACAAACUGGCCCCGGGGCUGGGCACACUGAGCCCCAUCCAGUUCUCCCCAAGCCAGGCAGACUGAUGAGCUCUCCUGUUUCCAGGUGCCUGGUUGCUCACAACUCUCUUCUCAACCCUCCUGCUUCACAGGAUGGUGACACAGGCUGUGCCAGCCACCUUCAGUACUCCCACAUGGACAGCAUUUGUUCUGCAGCAUCAAGUAGUGUGACAAUGGCCUUCCCAGCACAGGGAAACACCCCACAGAUUGCCUGUACCGUGGUGUGUGACACAGGCACAUGCAGCACCCCAUGGCCAACACUCACCACUCUGCCUGUCCUUCUCAACGCAGUAGCAGUUGUCGUAGAACUCGGUGAAGGUAGUGGCCAGCUCAUAAAGGUAGUCACAGAGCGUGUGCAAUAACAAGUCCUCCAGGAUCUUCUGCAGGAUCUCAGGGAACCUCAGAAUGCACUUGCCCAGUUUCCACUCCUUCUCAUGGUCAAGGAUGAGCACCUCCUCCCUGGCUGCCUUCCGCAGCAUCUGCUCAUCAAUAUUGGCCAGGCGAGCAAUAGCCCUGGAAUGAUCCAAACCACAGUCUGCUUGUGAGGGUCCCACAGCUUAACCUGCCUCAGGGCCAGCCUGCAGCUGGUCACGUGUCUGGCUGUUAUCAGGACCACCACAGGCCACCCGCUGAUCUCCUUGCUCACCAAUCCUGGGUUACCAGGCUAGAAGAGAGCAAUCAGCCCUGGGAACGCCUGGGGAGGUGCUGCCCUCAGAGCGAUCCAACCAGGCACUGCAGAGGAAGAGGGAGGGAUGUGCUCUGGGCACAGGUGUCAGCAAGGACAGCUGAUGCUGCCAAGCAAACCAGGGCUCAGGAUGCCACAAAAUCUGUGCGGGGUAUGGCAACACCUGAGGUGAGAAGCUGCUGGAACAAAGGAUCACCCCUCUCCAACCACCUAAAACCUCUAAUGGCAUUACCAGACACUCCUAGAGUUCCCUCCCUGAUAGCUAAAAGCCCAGGAUGCACGUUGCAUGGAAGAGCCCUGUUUCAGAUAGCAGAGGACACCAUUUCCAAUGACAAAUAAAAUCUUGCCUAUGGCACAUACUGGUGUAGCUGGCUUCUCUUACCAUCUACCCCUUAACAGCACUAAGUCACCCCUUUCCUCACAUGUUCCUUUGCGAUAAAGAUGCAGAGAGCACCAGAGACCAACUCCAAGCAACUCCCAGCACACUCAACCUACCUGAUCCGUGUAAAGGCAUACAGCAAAUAUGCAGCUGUGUUUCCUCGGUCAUCUAGCAUCUUGUCGAAGGAGAAUACGUAAUCGUUUAGUCUGUUGUGGGAGAGAUCUGCAUAUUUAAUACAUCCAAAAGCAACUGACGUCUGGGCAGCUUUCAGCUCUUCUGCUGUGAGGACCUGUUGCAAUUUCAAAACAGGUAACACUCAUGAGGAAGAGUGCUAUGUUGGCAUCACAAACCACAACACACAGCCUUGGCCACUCAACAUGGGUCAAGAGGAAAGCCCAGGCUGCUGAGGGGAUUUUACCCAUGUGGUACUCAGUGAAAGGCUCACACCCACUUUCCCACCUCAAGACCACAGAUAACCCCCACAUCCCCCCCUCACUUCUGCAAUCAAAUGGCACUGCAGCUCUGCCCAUGUUAAUGCUGACACCGCAGUCCAAACACUCACAAAACCCCUCUCUGGUGGAUCAGCACCCUGUCAGCAUGGCAAAGCACAUUGUGUCUGACUCAUAUGAGCCCUUGGGAGAUUUUCAAGGUGUUUUUUUUCUGUGCUUUCUCAUUUUCCUGUUUAAAAGUGACAUUUCAUUUUCACUGUACGCUGCACAGCACCAAGGAACUGCAUUUCCUAUUUCCACUGCCUCACACAGUGCUUGGACAAAGUUUGGUCCUUCUGUUCCAUUCCAAGUCGCACACUGUCCAGUUCUCUCCAGGCCAUCAGGAUCCAAGACAGAAAUCUCAUUAAGCAAAGGGCCUCCAGCAAACUCUGCCACAGCCUCCAAGGGAAAGGGUGAAGACUGAUGCCAAAGUCCCCUGCAGAUCCUCAACCAUCCAGCACCAGAAGUCACCACUAGCCCAGCAGGCCAAGGCUGCAACUCUAUAUUCUGCCACCACCUCCGGUGGCAUCCCAUGGGAUUCACCACUGAUGCCAUCACACCAGUGAGACCUGAUGGUGCCUGCAAGGCCAGCUACCCUGCCAGGCCCAACUCUCCUCUCCUGUCCUGAAAAAGCUCUGCAGUACCAGCCAGAGGCCAGCAUGCUGCCCACAGCUCAUGUUUCCUCACUGUUGUGUCCUCAGGGAUACUUUUCUUUCCCCAUAACAGCCCCUUGCCUGAACUGCUAUCAAAUAAUCACACUGAUUUUGUACACAAUCCACAGCAUCUCCGGAGCGGUUUGACAGUGUCCAUAUUCUCAGCUCACAUCCAGAAUGUGAAAACAGCAGGUCUAUGCACAAACCUGGGAAGUUCUCAGGAAAGAUAAGCAAUUUGUCACAGCUACCUUGUCCCGUUCCUUGUCUUUCAGCUUUUCCAUGGCUCGUUUCAGCCCUUCUUCCAGCAGAUCCAUAAGACGUACUGUAUCCCCUGAACGAGUUUUGAACUUCUUCCUGAAAACACACAGUCAAAAUGUCCACCUGCGUAAGAAGCAAAAUACUCCCACAAAACAUGGGAAUAUCAGAGAACACCCACAGGGUGGCUGGGAGGGGUGACUAGGAAGGCUCCAACAGUCAAAACUGUCCCAGUUCCAGAUAUUAGGCAGGAUGCAAUACCAGUGCCAGACCCCUGCCCAGCCCAACAAGUAACUUUUAUAACAAAGCUAUAGCAAGAACAGCCAGUCCACAACGGCACGUCACCAUCAGAGCACACUGUUUUAGCCGCACCUUCACAGACACAAGAAUGACUCUGGAGCAUAAGGGCCUGGAUUACAGACCAGGACGCAGAGGUUAUUUUCCCAAUGUUCAUUUCAUCCACUGUGAGGCAGGUAGACAAUAAUGGAAAUCAUGGCCUUUACUGUUGCCCUCUCCCAGUAUUCACAUCAGCUUCCACUGCACUUCCACCAGCCGUUCCCAGUGCCCCUAACCAAAUACAGGCAGCAGAAGCCAGGCCCAAGAGAGAACCUGACCACAGCAUCAAUGACUAUGUGGAUCAAGGACCAUGACACGCAAUGAAAUGACACAGUUAGGAAUAACAGCAUGGACGCGGUGCUUUGGGGUUUUUUUUGGCAUGCCACAUACACAUACUUAUCAACAAACAAGAACAAGUCUUCUGUAUUCACUCAAUCAUCCUCUGCAGAGCACAUACAGAGGAAAAACUAUAUCCAAAGACUUACUUGUCUUCUCCCAGCACCACUCCGAACGCAGCAUGGGCCACUCUGGUUACUUUGGGAUCAUACCAACCGAUCAUCUGUCCAGCUGCAAACACUGUUUGUAGAUGCACUGACUGCAAGGAACAAAUAGCAACAAAUGGGUUUCUCAACCCACUCCUCCAGGUACAGCUUUCUUCCCAGCUUUAUCUUCUUCACAAUGCUGCUCUCACAAUGAGACUUAAAACGUCAUUCUAGCUCCUCAGAACAAUUCCACUUCAGAAAGUUCAACAUUUCAAAGAGCUUUCCUGGCUCACAGAAGCAGCAACCAGUAAAUUCCCAUCACUGCUGAGAUACAGAGCUGACAACCUUGCAUUUCCUCAGCUAAGGAGAGACAUAAGUAUAAGCAGUACAAAUCUCAUUCCAGACCUACUGAGACUUAGGCUUCACCCAUCUCCAGUGGUAACUGGCUCUCUUCCUAAUUAAUCAGUUUUAGAGGCUCUUCAUGGAGACCACCAGCCACCAAGCUAGAUUCACCACUACACUGAUAAGGACAAGAGCAAAUAUACCAUACUAAGAACCCUGUGGUGUUCUACCUAUGUUACUGUUGCAUCUGUCAUUUAACACACUUUCUGGUGAUCUGUACCAGCAGUGACAGCAGAGGUUGGCAUACUCACCUGGCCGCUAUCAACAACAUAAAUAAGGAUAUCAGCCUUCUCUUCGCACACCCUGUGUUUAAGAGCAGCUAAGUCAGACGUGUCGUACGUGUAACCUCCGUCCGACUUCAUGAUUGUCAAUGGGACAGGGAAACCUGGAACAAACACAAUCUUCCGGCCGUCAUCGACCUGGACAAAUCCUAGAAAAGCAAUGGAAAACAUUCUGUGUUGUACUGAAUGGGGAGGUUUGUGGGCCAGCACAGGCAGGAACACUUGCCUUCCGGGAUGCUACCAGAAAGAAAAGGCCAUGCACUCACGUUAUCAAGUAAUUAAUGGCUCAAAAUACAAAAAAACCUAAAUGAGAACUCCCUUGCCAACCAAGUCACUGCACUUCCAGAACUCAGACUGUGCACAAGGAAGCAGAUCUCUACAGAUCUGGCCUUACCAGAAGAGACCUAAUUGGAUUUAAAAACUUAUGUCAUCAGCAUCCAGAACCACCUUUACAGCCACAAAACCAGCAUCACAAAGUAUGGCAUUGAAGGCAACAGAAACUCUAUAGAGAUGCAAUGAUGACUUAACACAAAGUCUUUCAGAGAUAAGGCUAGUCAGAACACCUCAGAUGGUGUGAUUAAACAACUGCCAAAUCCAGACAGGAAGCACUUAAAACCAGAGACCUUUUAUGCUCCAUCUGGCUUCUUGCCAGUCUCAAAGUCAACGUGAUCCAAAAAUGCCUCUGUCUUCACAGAGACUUCUCAGAGGAAGUUCCCAUACAGGCACAACACUAAGACCAGGAAGUUUGUCAUAUAUCACUCCUUGACUAUUCACUAAGGUUACAAUAAAAUCCAGUAGUACCUCACGCUAUUGCCUACAAAUAUCACAGAUAAACUGCUUUUGGUGUCAACAAAGAAGAUUCAAGCUUUCUGGAAUGAAACAUGCAAGAAUCAAUUCUGCUAAUGCUCCUCUGUGAGGAAAUGCCACAGAAGAUCCACUCAGGAAAUGUGGCUGGGAGAAAGAGCAAGGGUGGGGAACACGCAACUUCAAAAACGUCAGUCUUAAGCCUUGCUCGAGAGGAGUGAGGUUACCUCACUCAUCCUGACAGCUGCAUAAUUUCUGAGUCUGAGACCAAAAGCCUCACCUUUAUCUUCAAAUUCUUUCACGAUGUCUUUCAUCAUCUCAUGGUAGAAUGAUUCCCCUCUCUCUAUGAGUGUGAUGUCCAAGCAGUUGUAGAUUUUCUGGAACUCUUGAGGAGAAAAAAAGAAUAAAAUACUUCCAUUAAAUGCACACAGUGGGAAUUAGCAGCAUGUUUACCAACAGGCACAGAAAGUCCCUAAAGGCAUUCUCCAUCUCUUGGUGAAGCCUUCAGACUAGGACUCAGGAGACAAAAGAUUUAGCUGCAAGCCUCCACAGACAGCCCAGUACUUUGGUUGUAUCAGCUUUUUUCUUUAAGCUUCUCGCAGCAGGGUGGCAGUGAUUUUCAAAAGAAAACUAGAGGAUGGACUCAGACAUAAAGGUGAAGAAAGCAACACUGUUCUACUGCUGAGACAUGUUUCCAUAUCCGGCAAAGUCACCUUUCCGCGACACAUCACAGAUCAGUUCCCACGCUUUAAUGAAGUCUGGGUUUUUGCUCUGCAGCAGCACCACACAUUGAUAGGCACGUUUCUUAAAUUCCUCCUCUGUGUCAAACCUCCUCUUGGAUUCCUAUGGUAAAACACACUACAUGAACAUGUACCUCUUCCUCCCCUGAAACAAGCUAACAUUCGUAACAGGUUCUCCAAGCAUAUGCACCUCAAAAGACAGAGAGGCAGCAUGCUUACAAAGUCCUUUAAUCGUGCCCCAUACCAACAACUCAAUAUCAGAUACUGCAAUUCAUUACCCAGUGGCAGGUUACUGUAAUAACCUAUUAACAGUGAUUCAAUUCUUGUUUCUCCAAAAUUACGCUGCAAUUUGUAAAGACCCUCAAUCUGCUUUUCAGAUGCUGACAUAAAUAUCACACUUAUUUGCUGCAAAUACCUUGUAAAAAGCUUGGAGAUCCCCAAUGGGAGGAGAAACAGUUAAGUAAUCCGGAAAUUUGUCUUGGAGGUGAGCAAUGAGCAUUCCAAACUGGGUGCCCCAAUCUCCUAAAUGGUUUAACCUUGAAGCAAAGAGCACAAUAGCAAUGAUUUCUCCAACAGUUUAAAAAUAUAUAUUCUAAAAGAAGAAACACACAUAUCAGAAACCAAACACAGGCAAGCCCCUGCCAGUUUCACUGCAAUAAAGUUGUGCCCGUCUUGAUUCCUAACCCUGCUACACUUGCUCAGCUUAGUUUCUUACUACCUAUAAAGUAUUAUUUGUUCUGAGCUUAUAAAAAAAGACCAAUACAUACCAAAUCACAGAGAUAGGCAUUGCAUAAAUUUAGUCAGACAAGCCCACCCCACCCAAAAGUCAACUCUCACCUCAGAACAUCAUAACCUGCAAAUUCGAACAGGCGACACAUGCUUUCUCCAAUGAUGGUAGACCGCAGGUGGCCAACAUGCAUCUCCUUUGCAAUGUUAGGGGAUGAAAAAUCCACCACCACCUUAGACACAGUAUCAAAGGAAAAAUUAAUAAAAGGCAGCAGUCAUUAGCACAUCUGAUGUGUUUAAUCCAGAUUUUGUUGGGGGCAGGGGGGAACAAAGCUUGCUAUCAUUGACCCUCACCCCCUCUUUGCUGCUGACAGCACACAGUAACAGGGAAGGCCCAGCAGGGACACCAGAGCAGGCUUCCAGCCUGGGGCCCAGCUGCACCCACCCAGCGGAGGGGCAGGGAUCGCUCCCAGACUGACCUUGGCACAACACGUCAUCCCCAGGCAGCCCUGUCCCUCACCUCACCAGAGACCACACCAGGUUACACAUGGCCUACCCCAUGGACCCCAGUCCCCAAGUCACAUCCCAUUUUCUCCGCUGUAACAACCAGCUGACAUGGACAUCUCCUCCAGAAAUCACUUUGGGGGGGAAUUUCAAAGCUACCUGCAGUCCAGCACGUUUCAUCUAUAUGGAAGCAGGAUGCCUACGUGCUUACUGCUGUACCUUUUUCCUUUUGCCAACAGCUGGUGGUUGAACUCCAUUCAUCAAUAAACUGCUCAGCUGCUUCGAUACAAAAUCCUUCCUCAAGUGGACAUUGAUAAAACCUUUAGAGGAGAAACUAGCAAUGAGUGCUGGGGAUGCAGAAGUGCCUCAAAGCACUUUUUGUUUCCUUCUCUCUUGGAUUUCUGUUUUCUCACACCAAGGACAAGAGCAUAUGAAGUUAGCUUGACAAACAAAAAAUUCCUUCAGCAACAGGACAACAAAGCCAGUUUCUGUUCCCAGAUUACAAAAGUCUGUUUCACACCAUUGUAGCCUUUACCACAGGAGUUAGAUUCUGCAAGCUAGUCUACUGACAUAACUCCUUUUUGCACACUGUCACUCAAAGGUGAAUUUAUAAAAGCAUUUUUAAAUGAGAAAAUAAAUGAUCUUGCCAGAUUUGCAGAAUGCAGAGCAAUAUCCUACUUUGUCUCCUUUUUUAGAACUAAUAUUCUAAAAGGUUGUUACACCUGGGAUAAUCAAUGCUUGUGGAAAAACACUGUUUUACUUCUCCCUCCUUCACAGAGCUAAUGAACAAACUUCUGCCCAAGCACUCAAAGGGCUGUGCCAUGUGAUUUUUGUGUUUAUGCUACAGCCCCAAGGAAUAUGAGCCCAUGUAUUUCUGUCUGGAUCCCAGGGACAAAACAGAUGCAGCAUUUAAUAACCACCUUGCUACUCCAGCAUCUCAGUGCUGAGAGGACAAGGCUCCUCACCAUGCAAGCAACAGCAAGAAGGACAUACCGACUUUUGCUGUGAUUUCAUGAUUUUGGCCUCAUACCCAUCACCAAUAUUCAAAGGGGAAAAGCUGGUCCUUUAAGGAUCAGUGGAAAAAUUGCUAAUUAAAGGGCUCAGGAUUGCUACCUGACUAAGAGAGGUAGAUUUUCUGCCACUGCACCAGUCUGAGGGCUACAAAGCUCACCAAGACAGAAGUUACUUCACCCCAUAACAGCAGUUUUAAAUCACAAAAUAGUUGAACUCAACUCUGCUUCCCUGAUCGCCAUCUAGUAUAAAAUCGCCCUAUCAGCUUUAAAACACACAAACCAUGUAACACGAAACUAUCUUACCAGGACCAGCAAUUUCGACCUUUUCGAUACAUUCAUUGGCAGGAAUAUUUUUUGAUAUUUUCUCAGCAAUUUCUCUUGGGCUAACCUUCUGUUCCUUGGUUUUGAGCAGUAUCUGAAACACAACAAAAAGAUCAAGUAAAAUUCAAUCCUCCAAAACAUUCUAGAGUGAAACAGAAAGCACAGAAACUGUGGCAUUGUAAGAUCCUUGCGAUCCUUUAGCUUCAUAAUGCAGAGACACACACAAAGCAAAACAUCUCUAACAAAUUUUUGCAGAUUAGAUCAACUCUUUCUACACAGCAGAAACGUAAUUAGACCCAACAUGUUCACUCCCUUCUGCUAAGGGCAACUCAAGGGUAGUCCCUAUGUCAGGAGAAAAUCUUCCAGGCCAUUUUUCAAAACCUGUUAAGUGGUUUGGCAAAUUUGUAUUUCUCUAAGCUAGCAAAAGAGACAAACUUUUUAAAAAUCAACAUAGCUGGCACAGUCCUUCACACUGCUUCAAAAUCCUGUUCAUCAGCCUCACGGGUAUCCUCAGCUCUGCCAGCAUCCAUAUUUGAAGUUUUGAACUGUGUCUACAGUAUGUGCUGAGUGUGGUUUCAGAACAAGUCUGCCGAUUUAUGAUUAAAAGCAACCAAAGCAAACUGCCUUCAGUUCUGCCUUAGACUCAAACUUAAUAAAUAAAUAAAUGAAUAAAUAAAUAAUCCCAAUACCGCCCAAUUUUCCUUGAAGAGCAUCAGAAAAACUGCUGGUAAAGUAGCUCUCCUUUUCUCCCCAGACAUAAAUGGCCCACUGUGAGGAACUCCAGCAACAUGAUGCAGGUUCACAUACAAAUCAGAACAGUUUGGGCUGGAAGCACCUUCAAAGAUCACCUAGUCCAUGAUUUCUCUGCCCAUUCCCAAAGCAUCUUCUCACAUAGCUUUUUGCAAAUCAGAAAAACACCCUUUAGGAGGAUUCUCUGAGCUAGCUGAACCCAUCCCUUGCAAAACACUACAUUCACACUGUGUAAAAUUACCACAACUAUUUGUUUUUGAGCACAUGAUUUUCCUUUCUUACUGUGACAUGUUUGAAAAUAAUCUAUUACCUCGUUCCCACCAAGGCCACAACAAAGAGCAGCUACCUCUUUGUCAAUUCAGAAUUUAUACUCACUUGCAAGUACUGCUUGUAUUUGCUAACUUGCAGUCUGCUGUAAAAUGUGGCUUCUUCUUAAGUUUCAUCUUCCUGUUUAACAUAUAUGGUUGAUCAUAACAGGAUCUUUACAAGAUGGUAAAGGCUUAGAAUGAGCAACAAAAGAAAACCUCCGUAGCCUUUAACGGUACUCAGAGUGCAGACUACAUGAAAAAUAAAUGCAAACCCAGAUUACAAGCAUGUUAUAGCAUGUUACACCAGAUUCCAGGCAUGUAUCUAAAUCAUUCCAGAAACAGCUGCCAUAUUCCUAUUACUCUAAGGAGCAAGCAGAGCUCCUGGCUCAAACCCCAGGCAUUAAUAUGCUAACGAGCUCCCAGGAAAACAAUAUGCAUUUGUGAGGGCUGUUUCUGCAUCAGUGCAUUGCAGGGAGAGGUUGCUGCCUGGCACGUACUAGUGCUGGCCGGGACUCAGGGCACUUCCUGCUCCUCUGGCAGCCUCGGGGAACAAGGCUCUACCGGGAGACAUGCACCGCAGUCAAGUCCCUAUAACCUGCUGCUCUCAGAGGGAGAUGACUGCACUGCAAUCCCUGGCUCUGCUGUGCUGAUAGGCUCUGAGUGUGCUGCAUGUGUGAGGACUGCCAAGCUCAGGGCCAGUUUACACUGUGUGGCUUUCCAGGGAACAAACUCUAUAGCCAAGCCCAGUCCCAGGAAACCUUAUUCACCAGUACAGCUGACAAUCUGGAACCUGAAACCCAGACACCGAGUUAUGUGAACAACGUUGACACUGAGAAGCCAGGACUGCUCGAGAAUCCCAACUGUGACUUAAUUGGGGUAAAGCAGCGGUCAAAAAAAAAUGGCAAAGCUCUGAAAGCCUGUGUGAGUGCAGUCACCCAGGGUGCUCCUCUGGCUGAAGCCCAGUCACAAUAUGCUAACAAGACCAAGGGAAGACGACAAGUAUUUGUGAGGGCUGUUUCCGCCUUGGCACUUUAGACGAAGAGCCUGCUGGCUGGCACGUAUUGACGUGGCCUGGGAGUCAAACUCAUUGCGACAGGACAACAGACAUAGUGGCUGCUGAUGGCAACUGGGGAGAGUAGAAUUCCACGUGUGCUGGUGCAAGUUUGAUGUCAAGAUUACCCGUCUAAUAGAUUAAAAUAAAGGUGAACUGACAAUGCAACACUUAAAAAAUAAAAAAUGUUGCUUCUGUUGAGACUGAAAAAUAAAAGAUUUGUAAUUAGAAA
Messenger RNA from Phalacrocorax carbo (great cormorant), 13357 nucleotides. NCBI's taxonomy places the organism in Eukaryota, Metazoa, Chordata, Aves, Suliformes, Phalacrocoracidae. The record is from RefSeq and is a predicted model, not a curated record.